This is a messenger RNA of Xiphophorus hellerii (green swordtail), 1348 nucleotides long. RefSeq lists its product as uncharacterized. Bases 155 to 1348 code for a protein of 397 amino acids. Lineage: Eukaryota; Metazoa; Chordata; Actinopteri; Cyprinodontiformes; Poeciliidae. Gene Ontology annotation, molecular function: zinc ion binding; nucleic acid binding. The transcript is spliced from 2 exons. The record is from RefSeq and is a predicted model, not a curated record.
AGGGUUGGUGUCCUAGGUGGGCGGCGACGGAGAUUGACAGCACGAGACCUGUAGUUGAGUUGGAGCCCAGGCUGGUUUUGUGAGACGGAGUGCGGCAAAACAAAACACAUAUCAGAGUUGGAAAAGGCGGAUUUUGGCAUAAACUUGUAUGUGAAUGGUUUGGUUGGAAAUGGAGACAGGAAAUGAGGAAGACAUGGAUUUUGAAGGGUGGACGCCAGUGGGAAGAGGGAGAGGACGGGGAAGGCAUAAAACAGAUGAAGGAAAGGAAAUGGGUGAUAAUCAAGGAAAUAAACGAGAACUGGAAGGAAGUAGUUCCGAAGAAGAAAGGAUAGUUAGGAGGAAAGUUGUGAGGGAGGAAUUUAAAAUAAUAUUAAAACUUAAGAAUGAAGAAGAACAGGAUAACAUCAGCCCCAUUGUGGUGUCAAGAGAAAUAAAAAAGAAAAUUGGAGAUGUUGAAAUGGUAAAGAUUUUGAGAGAUGGAAACCUAUUGGUAGUUUGUAAAAAUGAAGAACAAAAAAAUAAGGCUUUAAAUGUGGAUAAUAUAUGUAAAAAAACUGUGUUGGAGAAAAAAAUUGUGGGAGAAAAUAAAAAAACUAGAGGAGUGAUUUAUGGGAUCCCUCUAGAUGAAGAUCUUGAUCAAAUUAAGCGAAGUAUUGUAGGAGCAAAAGCAAAUAACUUGAAGAGAUUGUCAAGAACAAUAAAUGGAGAAAGAGUAGGAAGUUUGUCAAUCCUCAUUGAAUUUGAAGGGAAAGAAUUGCCACAAAACAUCAAAAUAGGUUAUCUUAGUUUUCAGGUCAGACCUUAUAUCCCUCCACCACUUCGUUGUUUCAAGUGUCAAAGAUAUGGACACAUAGCAGCAGUUUGUAAAGGGAAACAAAGAUGUCCAAAAUGUGGUGAAGAUCACAAAUUAGAAGAGUGUAAAGAAGAAGCACAAGAAAAAUGUUGUAACUGUGGAGGGCAACAUAGAGUUACGUAUGGAGGAUGUGAGGUAAGGAAGAAGGCAAAAGAAAUUAUACAGAUUAAAACAACUAAAAACAUUAGUUAUGCGGAAACUGUUAAAAAUGUGAAGGAGCAGACAACAAGAAAGAGUGAACAAAUAGCGAGCCAAAUCCCACAGCAAAACAAGGUACAAUCAGAAGAUAAUAUCACAGUAUCAGUAGAAAAACUAAUAUUAUUUGUAGCAUAUGUUAUCAACUGCACUGACCAAGCCAAGCAUAAAACUGAGAAAAUUAAAAUAAUAGUGAGAGGAGCUGAAAAGUUUUGGGUGUUUAAAGAGGGAUCAUGGGAAAACAUAAACAAAAAGCUGGAGGUAGAUGGUAGAUCAGGACCAACAGGUGAAAAUAAUUAA